UCCAUCCAUCGAUCAUGCUUGUAAGAAAAUUCGGUGUGUCUUAGGCCCACCCCACCACCCACUGCAUCUGCAUGCCCUUCUUCUUCUCCUCCUUCUUCUUCUUCUUCUUCAACAAUUAAGGGUUUCUAUUUUUGCUGUUUGCAGCUAUAUUCAGUCCAUCUCCUUCUACUUCUUAUCUUCCCUGCGGUUCCUCUGCCUACAGUUCUGAGCGAUUACUGCCUGCCAUGGGAGGAGGCUCUCCAGUCCCUCUCUCAGAACAACUUUUUUCAUCAAAAAAGCCCCAGCCACAGUUGCAGUAAUUUACCAGAAACAUUUUGUGCCUCCCUCUGCAGAAAAAAAUAAAAAAAAGUAGAGAGAGAUCAGAUCAAUCGCAGCUAGCUGCAGUAAUUGCUGCUGCUGCUGCUUCCAAAGAUCUUCACCCCCCUCUCUCUCCUCUCAAUCUUCAUAUUCUUCUGCUCUAAUGAACAAUUUCAGAGGUCCCACCUUUUGGCUUCUGGAUUUUUGGAUUUGCCUCACUUAACAACAACGACUAUCUAUCUCUUGGAUGUUCUUCGAGAUUUGGGCUGUGUUUGUUCUGGGGAUGGAUUGAGACGUACAAUCAGUUUUGGAAUUUUGGGGAUUGUUUAAUUUCUUCUUGUUCUUGUUUUGGGAAUUAAUUAAUUUGAUCGAUCGGAGAAGGAGUAGUAGUUGAAUCGGCAGGCAGUUGUGGCUACUACAAGAAGGUUGCUUUCCGAUUCCGGCGGCUUCGCCGAUUGGGUCGCGGCGUCGUCUUCCUCCUCCUCCGCCGGAGACCUGUCGUUAGGGUUCAAUGCUGGAGCCGCCGCCGCCAAUAAUGGCCAGGCUGUUGGCGGAAUGUGGCCUAAUGCUGCGGCUCCCACGAGGCACGUUAACUGCGGAUUGCCGCCGGAGUUUUUCUUCGUGGCGCCGGCGUCGUCUUUCCAGCACCAUCAUCCGGCGGAAGCCGCGGCGGCGAUUAAUUUCGAUCCGCAUUCGUUGAACGCGUCGAAUACCAUCGGCGUCGGCGUCGGCGUUGGCGUGAUUCCUCUCCUCGCCACCGCGCCGACCAUCGGCGCCGGAGCAGAUGAAGACCUGCGAAAUCGCGGCGGCGGCAUGCAGCUGUGGCAGCAUCAGCAGGUAGAGAAUUCUGGUAAAAAACCUACCAUCGCCGAUCACACGAAUCUCCUUCGGAACGCCGCAAUCGGCGGCGGCGGCGGAAGCAUCGGAAUCGGAGGACCGUCUUCGUCGUCUUCGUCCGUGAUCGGAGCCGCCACGUGUCAGGAUUGCGGCAACCAAGCGAAGAAAGAUUGCCCCCACCGGCGAUGCCGAACGUGCUGCAAAAGCCGCGGCUACGACUGCUCCACGCACGUGAAAAGCACGUGGGUUCCCGCCGCCCGGCGCCGCGAGCGCCAGCUUAUCACCGGCUCGUCACAGUCCACUUCCGGCGCCAAAAAACCCAAGCUCGCCGGUGCUGCUGCCGCCUCCCAUAAUACUUCUACCUCCACCACCGCCACUCCGCCUAGAAGCUUCGACACAACUUCCAGCCAUCAAGAAAUCAUAAGCUUCAAAGACACACAGCUUCCCCAGCAAGUCCGCGCGCCGGCGGUGUUCAAUUGCGUGAAAGUGACGGCUCUCCACGACGGCGACGACGAGUACGCUUACCAGGCGGCGGUCCGAAUCGGCGGCCAUAUCUUCAAAGGCUUCUUAUACGAUCAAGGGUUUGAAGAAGAAGGAAGAUCCCAAGGGUUUCCAGACAUGUCCGACCUGCAAUUAGGGGGCGCCAGAAACCAUGGAUCUUCGUCAACACCACCAAUACUCAAUAAUCCAUCUGAAAUCUACGCCACCGCCGCCGCCGCCUCGGGAGUCGUCGGAAUGCUCGCCGGAUCAGAUUACGGCAACGGAAUAAAUUGAGGUGAAAAUCGAAAAUUAGAUUUUUGAUAAUUGAUUACCAGACCAGACAUGUUUUGAUGACAACUGUUGCCCAACAGAAACAGUUCCUUGAAAAUUCUUUCGGGUUUGGAUUUGGGCAUUGCCAUUGCUAACCCUUUUUGUCCUCAGCCAUGGCUGCAGCAGCUAGCUAGCUAGCUCUUGGCUCUAUGCAUUGCAGGACAGAAUAUAUAUAUAUAUCUAUAUAGAUCAUCAUCAUCAUCAUUUUGCCAAAAGGGUAAAAAGAGGGUGACUUUCCUUUUCAGUAAUUCUCUUAUUAUUUAGGUAUAUUGUUUAUGUAUUUAUAUCACCAUAUCUGUAUGUAUGUAUGUUUAAUUGUAUCCAUUUCAUUGUGCUACAGCUACACAUUUGCAAGUAACUUGGGAUAUAUAUAUAGAGAGACAUAGCAAGAACAAGAAGCUUAAGGGUAUGUUUCUUUUGUCCAAAAAAACUAUAGUGUGUUUAGCUCUGAGAUUCAGUUUUGGGUUUUGAUUUUGAAUUGAAAUGGUUAUUUGAUGUGAUAUAAAUAUGUGUUGAUGUGAUAUUUUUUUAGGGGAAAAAAAAAGUUGUAAUAGUAAAAUCAGGUGUAAAACCUGACAAGUAAACAUACAUUUUUUGAAAAAAAUAUAUUUUUUCAUCUCAAAACAUUCUAUUAUAUAUUAUUU
This is a messenger RNA of Andrographis paniculata, 2588 nucleotides long. RefSeq names its product protein LATERAL ROOT PRIMORDIUM 1-like. Gene Ontology annotation, biological process: positive regulation of DNA-templated transcription. Lineage: Eukaryota; Viridiplantae; Streptophyta; Magnoliopsida; Lamiales; Acanthaceae. The transcript is spliced from 2 exons. Gene Ontology annotation, cellular component: nucleus. The record is from RefSeq and is a predicted model, not a curated record. The coding region runs from base 853 to 1908 and encodes 351 amino acids. Gene Ontology annotation, molecular function: DNA-binding transcription factor activity; DNA binding.